AUGGUUAAGAUGGUUAAGACUUUAAGUAUUUGUCUAUUAUUGUGGCAUAUUUUAGUUAAGGUCAAAGCUUACAAAAAUCGUUUAUACACGAUAGCUAACUUCGACGAGAGUCGAACUCGAGGAUACAAAUGUGCGGUGUACGAAGGUAUCACAUUUAAAGAAGAGAACGGGCAAUGGGUGUACAAAGAAGAUUUAAGUGUUCUAGAGGAAAAAGAACUGCGGGGCACCUCGGAUCCGACAGACAAUGAAACAUUUGAAAAUCCCUUUGAUAUUUUUGAGCAGAAUCUUCAUAAGUUCCUGUUCGGGGAAAAUAUUGAACUUGAAGAAAACCCCGACGACCCAAACAUACUCAAAUAUGAAGAGGGAAACAAGACUGACAUCUUCAAGCAUUAUGUUAUAGGAAAUUAUUUCCACGCAGAGACAUUCAACAAUAAAAGCGCUGUACAUUUGCCGCCGACAGAGUUCGUACAGCGCGGACAUUGCUAUCUAAAUAUAACCAGGGAUUACAUGCAGACCGCUGUCAAUGCGUUUGCAAUUUUUCUCUAUGGAUCCAUUGCAGACAUACAACAAAUGCCCGCUGACUACAUCUUGAGAUCUAGCCGGACUAUAGCCAUGAUGAAGAUAGCCAGAGAAAAGAUUGCUGUAACUUGGACAAUCGUCAAAGGCAAUCGGAGUACCAACGAGAUAACGUCUGACGUAUUGGAGCUGUACCGUCCCCUGUUUAAAUAUAUCAAUGGAAGAGAAAUAGCCAGACUGAAUUUAAGUGAUGAAAGGAUUUUAACAUAUAUUGGUACUCAUUCCGAUCUAGACAGACAUCAGGUUGGUGUUGUUGCGAGUAAAUAUAUUGAGAUCAACCCAAAUUGGUCGCAACCUAAAUAUUUAAAUCUGAUGAAUAAUCUGCUCUGCGGCGUACCGAUGACUUUUAUGAGGAAGAUUCCAGAAAAUUCAUACCUGCAGCUUUCACGUCAGGUAUUUUAUCACAUAAAAUCCUGCGAUCCCCUCCAAAGACGAUUCUAUUUAUCGAUGAUGACAAGGACGCAAGCACUUGGUAAAUCUUACAGCUGGGAUGCCAGAGAUGUGUCGAGGCUGGGUAUUCUGUUAGCUGAAGUAAAUGGGGAGGAUCUCAGUUCCAUAAAACCGGAAGCCAUGUCUGGAAUCGCUUCUAAGGUAAUGCUACAUAUACCAGCUCGAAACUUAAAACAUUUGACUGAUAUACAAAUGCAACACCUGGGUCCCAAGUCAUUUAAUAUCCUUACGAGAAAAUUGAAAAUUUACGAGGAUCAGAAACAAUUGUACGAAGCUUCGAAAGGGUGUAGGUCAUUUGUAUGUGUUACAAUUUUGUUUUUAAAUAUUCUAAGGAUAUGAAAGAAAACAGUGCAUUUAUAAUAAGUUAUAUUGAACCAAAACGCGCAACGGAGGCAGAUGAAAAGAAGACAACCCGUUUCCUUGGGGGCACGCUUGUAACUGAAAAUAUCCUUUUAUAUUGAUAAAUAAAUAAAAAAUAUAUGUCCA
Danaus plexippus (monarch butterfly) is the source of this 1512-nucleotide messenger RNA. RefSeq lists its product as uncharacterized. The record is from RefSeq and is a predicted model, not a curated record. The transcript has 10 exons. NCBI's taxonomy places the organism in Eukaryota, Metazoa, Arthropoda, Insecta, Lepidoptera, Nymphalidae. Bases 1 to 1365 code for a protein of 454 amino acids.